This is a messenger RNA of Musca domestica (house fly), 2469 nucleotides long. RefSeq names its product lachesin (gene DIP-gamma). The transcript is spliced from 11 exons. Bases 668 to 1960 code for a protein of 430 amino acids. Gene Ontology annotation, cellular component: neuron projection. The record is from RefSeq and is a predicted model, not a curated record. Lineage: Eukaryota; Metazoa; Arthropoda; Insecta; Diptera; Muscidae.
AAAGUUCAAAUCUAAGGCAACUCCCAGACAUAAAAAGGAAAAAACUACAAAAAAUUCUUAAAAAAUUAAAAAGGAAACACCGAAAAAAAGUGAAACAAAAACCAACCUUAUUUUCAUAUCCUCUUCAAAAAAUUCUGCUGACAUUCGCCAGAGCGCCCGCCCGCCUGAAAGCAGACUCUAAAAAUCCUUGGCACUUAAAUAACAUUAGCACCGUUAUUCCACCAUUGACUUGUUAAAGGUGGUGCGUAAAAUUGAUUUAUUACAUUGAACAAAAGGAGGAGAAGUAGAGGUGGGAGGAGAAGGCGAAGCAGUUGAAAAAGAAUAUAACCCAAAGAAAAAAAUAGGCAACAGAGAGUUUUUUUUGAUAACAACCACAAUAAGGACAAGUCGAAAAAAACAACAACAAUACAAGAAGAAUUUCUACAACAAAAGAAAAAAAAAGUCGAAAAAUAUCGAAAUCAUCACCAGACUCUGCCCCAACUCCCAUGAAUGUCAAAAACUCAAAUCCUAUUUCAACCUUCAAAUAUCUCUCCAUUAUAUCUACUGCAAACUGCACAAUAAAGAACAACUGUGAUUCUUAGAGCAACUCAAUUCUACAAAAGGAUUCAAGCCCAAGAAAAAAAUCAGGACGACUAGCUCUAGCUUAAAAUACAACAACAACAACAAAAUGGAUAAAUUCUACUCAUUUUUGCUGAUAACCCUCAUUGUGACAACACAUUGGUCCACGCCCACCCUGACACAAAUGUUAAAUGAACCCAACAUGCAACUGGAUCCAGAUCCCGAAUUUAUUGGCACCAUUAACAAUGUCACAUUUCCCGCAGGCCGUGAGGCCAUAUUGGCCUGUUCCGUAAGGAAUUUGGGGAAAAAUAAGGUCGGUUGGCUGCGGGCCUCAGACCAGACAGUGUUGGCCCUCCAGGGACGUGUGGUCACGCACAACGCCCGCAUAAGUGUCAUGCACGAGGAUAUGCACACCUGGAAGUUGAAAAUAAGUAAAUUGCGUGAAAGCGAUCGUGGUUGCUAUAUGUGUCAGAUCAAUACUAGCCCCAUGAAGAAGCAAGUCGGAUGUAUCGAUGUUCAAGUUCCUCCAGAUAUUAUUAAUGAAGAAUCGUCCUCGGAUUUGGCGGUGCAAGAGGGCGAAGAUGCCACCCUGGUUUGCAAGGCCACGGGCAAUCCAACGCCACGGGUCACCUGGCGUCGGGAAGAUGGUGAAAUGAUUUUGUUGCGUAAGCCAGGCAGUCGGGAACUGAUGAGAGUUGAAUCCUUCCAAGGUCCGGCCUUGAAACUGGCCCGCCUCGAAAGACGUCAAAUGGGUGCCUAUUUGUGUAUAGCCUCCAAUGAUGUACCUCCAGCGGUUAGCAAGCGGGUGUCUCUCAGUGUACAAUUUGCCCCCAUGGUUCGGGCGCCAAGCCAACUGCUGGGUACGCCCCUCGGCUCCGAUGUCCAAUUGGAAUGUCAGGUUGAGGCAUCGCCAUCUCCCGUUUCCUAUUGGCUCAAAGGCGCCAGGACAUCGAGUGGCUUUAAUAGCAACAGUGCUUUGGAGACGGGACAACCCGGACCGGAAAUGUUAUUGGAUGGACCCAAAUAUUCCAUAACCGAGAAACGGGAUGGCUAUCGUGGCAUUAUGCUGCUCACCGUGCGCUCAUUUUCACCCUCCGAUGUGGGUACCUAUCACUGUGUCAGCACGAAUUCUUUGGGUCGGGCUGAGGGUACUCUGAGAUUAUAUGAAAUCAAACUGCAUCCUGGCAUAGCGACCAUAAAUGAUGAUCAACUGAAUUUUAUUGGCGGCCUGGAAGAAUCGCGCAAUGCAGCACAAACGACAGCUAGAAUAACAGCAACGAGACAAAGCAUAUCAUGGCUACACAUAUCGCCAGCACUUGUGCUAACGACACAUAUCCUCUGCUCCACACCUUUGACAUCGGCAAUCUUAAGAUGGCUAAGUAGAGGCUUAGCCCUAAGAUGAUGCAAAUCGGCUUUAGAAUAAGAAACCACACUCAGACAAACAAACACAAUUACUCACACACACACACAGAAACGUACACACAUCAAAGCCCACAUAUACAUGCAUAUAUAAUAAAUGUAUAAUUGUAUACAUAUAAAAUUGAAGGACAUAGACAUUUAUAUAGACAUAUAUAUAUAAGAUACUCAUACAUAUAUACAUAUAUACAAACACAUCUACAGUCGUCAUAUAAGGACAUUAGCGUAUUGAAAGAGAGAGUCGUCGUUUGUCCUUUCUUUCUUCACGCACUCACACACAAACACACUAGCAUAAAAUAACAAGAAGAAGAAGAAGAAAAAAUACUCAUGAAUUACAUAGAAAUAUAAUUUACAUUAAUAUUGGCGAGAAAAACAAGUGCGAACAUGCAGAAAAAAGGAAAGAAAAGGAUUAUAAGAUAUAAAUUAGAAGGCAUUAAUUAUAUAUACUAUUACAUAUAGAUAUACAGACAUAUUCGUACAUAUGUACGUACAUUU